ACUGUUCGACGUUUUGCCCCACAAAAAUCUGAUCACCGUUGUAUUUUCUGUUCGCUUCUUGGCGUCGGCUUCCAGUACUUCAAUCGGAGCUACAUAUAAAAAUUAUGGUCAAAGCCGCUUACAGUUUCAGCAAGUGACAGGAGAGAGCGCGCAAAAGGGUGUCUGUUAAUGGCAGCUUUUGCCGCCUGUUUUUUCUCGUGUGGUUCUUCUUUUCCUUCUCUUUCUUCUCCUUCUUCUUCUUCUUCAUCAUUUGCCCUUCGUCCCAAUCACUUGGUAUCUUUUCCACGCCUUCGUGUUGGCAAAAUUUCAAAAGAUUUGAUAAAUGUGAAAACCCUAGUUUUUGCUUCGUCAGAUGGAAUUAGGGCACAUGAAGAGGAUUCAUCCUCCAAGAGGUCAGUACUCUUAAAAUUGAUUCAAGAGAUAGAGCCAUUGGACGUAAGCAUCAUUCAGAAAGAUGUUCCACCUACUACAGUAGAUGCCAUGAAGAGAACUAUAUCGGGAAUGUUGGGAUUGCUACCUUCAGACCAAUUUCAAGUUCUAAUUGAAGCUUUAUGGAAACCCUUGUCCAAGUUAUUGGUUUCUUCUUUAAUGACUGGGUAUACACUUCGGAAUGCUGAAUAUAGGCUGUGUCUCGAGAGGAACUUUGAUACUGAUGAAGAAAGUACAGAUAAGCAGGCAAUUGAAGAUUCUAAAUCUGAAGUAUUACGAACGUUACUGCACAACAAUAUAAUAACAAAUAGGGGUGACCAAGAUGAGUUGCACAAGCCCGAAAAAAUUAGUGAAAAUGCAUCUCAGAUCCCAGAUCUUGGUCAAAUGACUCCUGAAGUGCAACAGUAUAUUUUAAAGCUACAAUCCCGUUUGUUUUCUGUCAAAAAGGAGCUCCAUGAAGUAAAGAGGAAAAAUGCAGCUCUCCAGAUGCAACAGUUUGUUGGGGAAGAAAAAAAUGAAUUGCUGGACUACUUAAGAUCAUUACAACCAGAAAAGGUGGCUGAGCUAUCGGAACCAACAUCUGCUGAUCUCAAAGAAACAAUCCAUUCUGUUGUCCAUGGUCUCCUUGCAACUCUUUCACCUAAGAUGCACUCGCAAGCUCCCCAUAUAUCUGAAAGCACUUCAAUAGGCACUGCAAGUACUGGAAUUGGGAAUGAUGUUGUGGAGAACACUUCAAUUCAAUUUCAGCCCCUCGUUUCUUUGAGUCGGGACUAUCUAGCUCGUCUACUCUUUUGGUGCAUGCUGCUGGGACAUUAUUUGAGGGGCUUGGAGUAUCGAGUGGAACUUAUGGAGCUUUUAUCAAUGUCAAGCAACGAAGCUUCUGAUGGUGAACAUGUACAUUGAGGACGGCUUCACAUCUCAAAUAUUCGUAGACAAUUUGGUAACUUUAUCGACAUGGGUUUGAGUUAGAAGAACUUGGGGAAUAAAACCGGAUCCAAGUCGAGAUGCUCGAACCAGAAUCCUAUAAAGCUUCUCAAGUCCUUGAAAUAAAAUCUGAAUAGAUGUUUGUUGGUGGUGAUAGGAUGUUUUUGCUCCUUGUGUAGAUUAUACAUAAUUUUGUUCUUACAUAGUGUUUGGAUAUUGGAUUUGGGUAAUAAUUUCUACUGCAUUUCAUCCUUUUUAUCCAUCUUGUUUUAGUGUGUAAUAGUAAUAUAAUUCGAACAUCUAUUUAGAGUCAAA
Cynara cardunculus var. scolymus (artichoke) is the source of this 1668-nucleotide messenger RNA. RefSeq lists its product as uncharacterized. The coding region runs from base 169 to 1332 and encodes 387 amino acids. NCBI's taxonomy places the organism in Eukaryota, Viridiplantae, Streptophyta, Magnoliopsida, Asterales, Asteraceae. The record is from RefSeq and is a predicted model, not a curated record. The transcript has 6 exons.